Messenger RNA from Oncorhynchus nerka (sockeye salmon), 2163 nucleotides. Its product is annotated as troponin I, slow skeletal muscle-like. The coding region runs from base 1271 to 1816 and encodes 181 amino acids. The transcript is spliced from 5 exons. Gene Ontology annotation, cellular component: troponin complex. The record is from RefSeq and is a predicted model, not a curated record. NCBI's taxonomy places the organism in Eukaryota, Metazoa, Chordata, Actinopteri, Salmoniformes, Salmonidae. Gene Ontology annotation, biological process: cardiac muscle contraction; skeletal muscle contraction.
CCCUCAUACCUUUCGUUGUGCCUAAUAUCUUAAAAUUGCCCUUUCGUUGAUUACUUAGCUUUGUUGUGCACAGUUAAACCUUUGUAACAGUCCUUUUGAUACUGUAUACAUACAGUUGAAGUCGGAAGUUUACAAGCGCUUAGGUUGGAGUCAUUAAAAAACUCAUUUUUCAAACACUAGUCAAAUUUCUUGUUAACAAAAUAUAGUUUUGGCAAGUCGGUCAGGACAUCUACUUUGUGCAUGACACAAGUAAUUUUUCCAACAAUAGUUUACAAAUAGACUAUUUCACUUAUAAUUCACUGUAUCACAAUUCCAGUGGGUUAGAAGUUUACAUACACUAAGUUGACUGUGCCUUUAAACAGCUUGGAAAAUUCCAGAAAAUGGUGUCAUGGCUUUAGAAGCUUCUGAUAGGCUAAUUGACACCAUUUGAGUCCAUUGGAGGUGUAUUUCAAGGCCUACCUUCAAACUCUGUGCCUCUUUGCUUGACAUCACAGGAAAAUCAAAAGCAAUUAACCCAAGUUAAACAAUUUAAAGGCAAUGCUACCAAAUACUAAUUGAGUGUAUGUAAACUUCUGACGCACUGGGAAUGUGAUGAAAGAUGUAAUAAAUCAUUCUCUACUAUUAUUCUGACAAUUCACAUUCUUAAAAUAAAGUGGUGAUCCUAACUGACCUAAGACAGGGCAUUUUUACUACGAUUAAAUGUCAGGAAUAGUGAAAAACUGAGUUUAAAUGUAUUUGGCUAAGGUGUAUGUAAACUUCCGACUUCAACUGUAUGCUAUGCAGGCAGUUAGCAUGUCAUGCUAAUGAAUAGCCACACUGGCAUCUUGGUAACAGCUUGUGCGACUUAACAAGUUAGACAUUAUAAUCUAUCAGCAAUUGCUGAGCAAUUGUCGUGUCACAAGGCCAUUUGUCUCAGGCUAACUGAUAAUCAUCCAAAUGAUCCCAAGACCACUGGAGCAACACAGAAGGACUCAUUUGGUAUCAAUACCAAGCCACAUAAACAGUAGAAAUGAGCCCCUUGCUCUCGAAGACUGUGCUUCAAUGAAUCCUUGGUGAUAUGGUGGCAGAGCAUUACAUUAUAUUACAUUAGGAACCACAGCUCAUCCUAAUCAACAGAGACAGGCGGUUGUUUGCUCUGUAGCUCCGCUAUAAUAGAGACCACAUAUGACUACAGGCUAACAUCAUCAGUGACUGUAAUGAAUGAGCCUACCUACAUAUGAAGAUGUGCUAACAUCAUUAGCGACUUUAAUGAGCCUAUUAUAUACCUGUUAUGUCUCAUCUCUCUCUCUUCCAGAAAAAGACAAAGUACUCAGCGACUCGCAGGUUACUGCUGAAGCAAAAACUGCUGAAGAAAGCUGGGGUCUUGCUGGUCCAGGAGCUAAGCAACAAGGUGACGGAGAGGGAAAGCACCUUGAGCGAGAGAGUACCACCGCUGAAACUCUCCGGCCUAUCUGUGCAAGAGCUUCAGGAGCUCUGUAAGGAACUGCACAGGAAAUGUGACACAGUGGAUGAGGCACGAUACGAUAUUGAAGCAAAAGUGCUCAAGAAUGAGAAAGAGCUCGUGGACCUGAAUGCAAAGAUCAACGAGCUGAAAGGGGGGAAGAGACCUAACCUCAAGAAGGUCAAGAAGUCUGCUGACGCUAUGCUGGGGGCUCUGACUGAGGCCAAACUCAGCUCCAAGGCGGACUUCAAGUCCAACCUGAAGACAGUCAAGAAGGACAAGAAGGAAGAGGAGAAAGUGGACCCAGGUGACUGGCGGAAGAAUGUGGAGUCCAUGUCUGGAAUGGAGGGAAGAAAGAAGCUUUUCAAUAGCUAAAACAGUUACAAAUGUAAAUGCACUGGCUCUGUAGAGAUCUGCGGCUGCAUUGCCUGAUUGUUUACUCAUUUUUAUUUUGGAUUUUCCCGAAAAAUAUAUUUUUUGCAGUGAGAUUGUGUUUUGGGGGAAAGUAUGAAGUGUGAGGUAUUUUACACUAAAGACUGAGGGAACUAUAAAGACUCUGAGAACUAAUCAAUAUUUUUAUUAAAAACUAUUUGGUGUGGGCUACAUGAUUUUGAUUCCUAUCAAGAGAAAAUAGUCAAAUGUGGAACAACCUAAUAAUACUCAUCAUAUUAGUUCAUUUUGUAAAUAUUCAAUUCCAGUUGAUUAAAACACCAAUUAUUCUG